AAAUUAAUUGGUUUAUGUAAAAGUUCUAGAGUCUACAAAUGGUGGGAUAGAUACUGCGAUUUAUUUAUUUUACUAGUAAUGGCGGCAAUCAGCGACUUAUAUCUGGACUGUGGGACUGCGGCAGCAUUCUGACAUUGGGGGGAACUGACUUGAUGUCACUGACAUCCCCCAGUGACACCAAUACAGUGAUCUGUGCUAAUAAAAAGCACUGACACUGUACUAAUGGCACUGGGCAGGAAGGGGUUAACAUGAGGGGCAAUCAAAGGGUUAGCUGUGUGCUGUUUCACAUUAUGUGCUGUGUGUGUGCUUUACACUCUUUGUAUGGCUGUGCUAUGCAGAGCCAUACAAAGCAGUGUGCUGGAGCUGACAGGAGAGAGAACUAUAUAGUUUACAUACAGACCUCUCUCACGUUGGUAAUGCUCAGCGAUCACCGGGUG
Staurois parvus is the source of this 437-nucleotide messenger RNA. The record is from the annotation of a GenBank genome assembly. NCBI's taxonomy places the organism in Eukaryota, Metazoa, Chordata, Amphibia, Anura, Ranidae.